UCUGUCAUGCCCGAUUUCUUUUGACUCAUCCCUUUCUUGAACGUUUCCCCCUCUCCUAUUUUCUUCUUUCUUCAUCAGUGUUUCUUAAGAAAAAAAAAAGGGGAGGGGGGAGGGAGAGGGGAUUGAUUUGGUAGCUCUGUCAUACAUUCUUUCCCUUUUUUCCUCCCCUGGUUUCAGUUCCAGCUACUUUACGUCAACCCUGUCGUUAAUUUUUUAUUUCUGUACGAGAACCCUUGUUGCGUCUGUGUGUUUGUAUUCUGGGGUUUUCAGGAGAAGGGUGAUAGGUGAAUGCUCAGUAGCGGGAGAGUGCAGGAUAUACAGAUAUACCGUGUUUUGUACUAUUAAGCCAGUAAUGCUCCGUUCAGCAUUGCCUCACUUUCCCCCGCAACCAAAUCCGGGACUAACGCCACUCCCGAGGAUUACCCCGGAGUCCCGCCCCACUGCGCGAGUAAGCCUUCGCUCCACUGGACGCUCCGGCGGGCGGGUCCCUCCGGGCCAGUCACGCGCGGGGGCGUCGUCCCGGGGCGGGGUUUCGGACCCCAGGGCUGGAGUCUGCGGUCCCUGAGGCUUUCUGCGCUCCUGGCCUCAUGCUGCAGCUGUCUCCCGGGCCGGGAGCCAGGCUGGAAUAUGGCCUCGGCCACUGUGGCAGCAGCGACACGGGGCCUCGGCCGGGUACCCUGCCUCCUCCGGCGCGGCUACCAGACCGAGCGGGGCGUCUACGGCUAUCGGCCGAGGAAGGCGGAGAGCCGGGAGCCCCGGGCCGGCCUGGAGCGCCCUACAGUUGAUCAUGGCCUUGCCAGAUUGGUUACAGUAUAUCGUGAACAUGGUCAUAAAGCUGCCAAAAUCAACCCUCUCUUUACGGGACAAGCCCUGCUGGAGAAUGUCCCUGAAAUUCAAGGUCUUGUGGAGACCCUUCAAGGACCCUUUAAUACCACAGGAUUAUUGAACAUGGGGAAGGAAGAGGCUUCUCUUGAGGAAGUAUUAGUCUAUCUUAACCUAAUCUACUGUGGACAAGUUUCUAUUGAAACCUCUCAGCUUCAGAGCCAGGAGGAGAAACACUGGUUUGCGAAGCGAUUUGAGGAGCUGAAAAAGGAAACAUUUACCACUGAAGAGCGAAAAUAUCUGUCAAAACUAAUGCUGGAAUCUCAGGAGUUUGACCACUUUUUGGCUACCAAGUUUGCCACUGUGAAGCGAUAUGGAGGUGAAGGGGCUGAAAGCAUGAUGGGCUUUUUCCAUGAGUUACUGAAAAUGUCAGCCUACAGUGGAAUAACCGAUGUUAUUAUUGGGAUGCCCCACAGAGGGAGGCUUAAUUUAUUGACAGGCCUCCUGCAACUCCCUCCGGAGCUGAUGUUCCGCAAAAUGCGAGGCUUAAGUGAAUUUCCAAAAGAUUUCUCAGCCACUGGAGAUGUCCUGUCUCACCUGACCUCUUCUGUUGACCUGGACUUUGGUGCACACCAUCCCCUCCAUGUGACAAUGCUGCCUAAUCCCUCACACCUCGAAGCUGUUAACCCCGUGGCUGUCGGGAAAACUCGAGGAAGGCAACAGUCUCGACAGGAUGGGGACUACUCUCCGGACAGUUCAGCUCAGCCGGGGGACAAAGUCAUUUGUUUACAGGUUCAUGGUGAUGCUUCUUUCUGCGGUCAAGGGAUUGUUCCCGAAACAUUUACACUCUCCAACCUGCCACAUUUCAGAAUUGGUGGGAGUUUCCACUUGAUUGUCAAUAACCAGCUGGGUUACACCACUCCAGCAGAGAGAGGACGGUCGUCCUUAUACUGUAGUGAUAUUGGGAAGCUUGUAGGCUGUGCCAUCAUCCAUGUCAAUGGAGAUAGCCCAGAGGAAGUGGUCCGUGCCACGCAACUAGCUUUUGAAUACCAACGCCGGUUCCGCAAAGAUGUGAUUAUUGAUUUGCUAUGCUACAGGCAGUGGGGCCACAAUGAGCUGGAUGAACCUUUUUUCACCAACCCAGUCAUGUACAAAAUCAUCAGAGCCCGAAAAAGCAUCCCCGACACAUAUGCAGAGCAUCUUAUUGCCACUGGCCUCAUGACCCAGGAGGAGGUGUCUGAAAUAAAAGCCUCCUACUAUGCGAAGUUAAAUGAUCAUUUAACUAACAUGGCCCACUAUAGCCCUCCUGCCACUAACCUGCAGGCACACUGGAGGGGCCUGGUCCAGCCGGAAGCUUGCGUUACCACCUGGAACACAGGUGUGCCCUUAGAGCUCCUGAGGUUUAUUGGUGCAAAGUCUGUGCAGGUACCAGAGGAACUCCAGAUGCACAGUCACCUUCUGAAGAUGUAUGUUCAGUCCAGAAUGGAGAAAGUGAUGGAUGGAACAAAGUUAGACUGGGCCACAGCAGAAGCUCUUGCCUUGGGCUCAUUACUUGUUCAAGGUUUUAAUGUCCGCCUGAGUGGCCAGGAUGUUGGCCGUGGAACUUUUAGUCAAAGGCAUGCAAUGAUUGUUUGCCAGAAGACCGAUGACACCUAUAUCCCUCUGAACCAUAUGGAUCCUAAUCAGAACGGGUUUCUAGAGAUCAGCAACAGCCCCCUGUCAGAAGAGGCUGUCCUGGGAUUUGAAUAUGGGAUGAGCAUUGAAAGUCCGAAGUUACUGCCCCUCUGGGAGGCUCAGUUUGGCGAUUUCUUCAAUGGUGCCCAGAUCAUCUUUGACACGUUCAUCUCUGGAGGAGAGGCCAAGUGGCUCCUACAAAGCGGCAUUGUUAUUCUCCUUCCACACGGCUAUGAAGGGGCUGGCCCAGAGCACUCAUCCUGCCGAAUAGAGCGUUUCUUGCAGAUGUGUGACAGUGCAGAAGAGGGAGUGGAUGGAGAUACAGUGAACAUGUUCGUGGUACACCCAACUACGCCUGCACAGUAUUUCCACUUACUUAGAAGACAAAUGGUCCGGAACUUCAGAAAACCCCUCAUUGUUGCUUCUCCUAAGAUGUUACUCAGGUUCCCUGCAGCUGUGUCAACUCUUCAAGAAAUGGCACCAGGAACAACAUUCAAACCAGUCAUUGGUGAUUCAUCCAUGGAUCCAAAAAAUGUUAAGAGACUAGUGUUUUGCUGUGGCAAACAUUUCUAUGCCUUGCUGAAGCAAAGAGAAUCUUUGGGGGCCAAGAAGCAUGACUUUGCUAUCAUCCGAAUAGAGGAACUGUGCCCUUUCCCAUUGGAUUCUUUGCAACAAGAGAUGAGCAAAUACAAACAUGUUAAAGAUUUUAUUUGGAGUCAGGAGGAGCCUCAGAACAUGGGUCCGUGGUUUUUUGUUUCUCCAAGGUUUGAAAAACAACUGGCCUGCAAGCUCCGUCUUGUGAGCCGACCCCCUUUGCCAGCACCCGCUGUAGGAAUUGGUGCAGUUCACCUGCAGCAACAAGAAGAUAUUCUCACCAAGACCUUUGCUUGAUGAUAUCAUUUGAAGAAAUACUAUUUCCUUUGUAGACAGCUGCCAAGUAAGGAAAAGCCUACUUCCUUUACUUUCUCCCCCUUGCAUUAGGUAGUACUCGAAGACUGUAUUCCUCUAAGAUAUUGGGAUGGAUGAAACCAAAUCUGUUGCAGAGUAGAACUGCCCCAUAGGGUUUCCAACUAAUGUCUGGUGGAUUUGAACUUGAACUACUGACCUUUUGGUUAGCUGCUGAAGCUCUUAACCACUGUCCCACUAGGGUUUCCGGGAUGAAUGAGGGCAGUCUAACCGGGAGUGCAUGCAGUAGCCAAGGGAAACGUUCACAGAUACAUGAAUUCAACAAAUAAACGUUAUACUUCAAAGUAUUAUAGUGUUAUGGUUUAGCUAGAUCUGAGUGAGGUGUAGAACAGGUCACGAUUCAGAUUAUUUUAGACUCUACUCUUUGUAAUUAAUUGUAUAUGGCCAGGAAAAGUUCUCUAGCCUGAGUUACAGGCACAGAUAGAUUACCUCAAAACUGCCUCUCAGUUUGUUUGAUGUGUGUCACUUCCAUUAAUUCUUUUUUCAAAAUUCCUCUGACUACUGGUAUUUUCAUUUUAUGUAAUAUCUGGUGCUGCUCUCCAGCCACUGUGAAAAUGCUUCAUCAAACACUGUAGCGAAAUCAGAUUAUUCCUGAUUUGUGUUCUUCAAUAUAUGUGUCCUUAAAUAUAAGCUCUUUUAAAUACAAAUCCCUGGGUGUGUGAUCUUUCAGCCAUAAUAUUAUUAAGGAGUUUUAGCUGUAACGAAAUUGGUUUGUGGUCUAUUUGAACAUAGUAUCUUUAUUUUUUUCCUUUUCAAAUUGUUGUUGCAGUCACAUCUUAGUAUUUUUAACUGACUUUGGGUGUCUGAUAGGGGAUUUCAGCCCCUUGUUCAUCAGCCUUGCCUCCGAAAGUCCCUGCUGCAGUGUGAUAUCUGUUUGUAAUGCAUAAAGAAAGAACACUUUAACUUUGACAGAGGGAACUUCCUAACACCAGGUGCUUGGGGACUUUUAGAGGUCACCGACCCAUCCCCUCAGCCUAAAAUUAGAACUAGUAGCAUAAAAACAGUAUCACUCCACUUGAUUUUGUGCUGUGGAGGCUCUACCAUUCUUGCAUCAUAACAGUGUUUCUGUCAGAAAUGAUGGGGAAAGUACCAGGGGACUAGAAUGAGCCCAUGCCCUCUCUACUUUUACUGGCAACUAGUGUCUUUCAGAAUCAGUGUAUAUGCUGGUCUUGCCACAGCGGUAGAUUCAUGAUUUACAGUUGAAUGUAGUUAAGCAUUAGUGCGUUGAUCUAAUGUUUCCAUAAUAUUCACAUCCAUUUUAUCUCUGUAUACCUUAAUGCUUGUUAAUGCUUGUAACUUAGUGCCAGUUACAUAAAUCAGUAAAAUUACAAAGAUCUAUUUAAUGAGAAUGGUUAUCAAUGUUGUGUAUUUAACUAGAAAAAAAAAAAAAAAAAGGCAGAACAUCAUGUUUUUCAGAGCUCUUGGUUCUUGGUUCCUCAAAAGGCUAGGCACAAAAUGAGAUAGAAAAUCAGUUUUUGUUUCCUUGUUUUAGUUUAGAUCUUUCCACAUUUCUCCCCAACUUUACACCUCACAAGUCUGUUUGUGGUUUGUUGUUACAUCUUAUCCAACUUGAACCAUGAAAUAUGUUUUCUGUCACCUUAACCUUCUUACUCUGAGUCCCUACUGCAUUUUGAAUUAUCUUGCAGGAAGGAACCAUCUGAAGAAUUUCAAAUCAAACACUCUUUAUUUCACUUUAUUCUUCUUUACUCCUCUUAAAAUUUGAUGUGAUAUUUGUAUCCCAUAUUAUGUGUGUGUGUGUAUGCCAAAUUCAUGUUCACUGAAGAAUAGAGUUUAAAUUGGAUAUUCAGUGAAUGGAAAUAUUAGCAACAAUGAAAAUACUUCUUUUGUCUAAAAUGAUAUAUUAUUUUUAGAAAAAUAAAAAUUUUUACUUCGUAAAAACCAUUUUGCUCAAUUUCCCUCUGUUUUCCACAUACACAUUUUUGGGAAAAAUAUUCCAAAGCAUAGACUUCUUCUACUACCUUUGAAUAUUGAGCGAUUUUUUGUAAUCCCUUGACUGACGAUAGAAACAACAUCCCUUUUACAAAACUGAGGAAAUAAGGUUUAAGAACAUUAGGACUUGCACAGGAAGGAAGUCACGAUGAAGAACCGAGACUUUUGGGGGUCGAGGUUCCAAAAGCGUCACCUGCAUGUCUUGGAUGUACGCGGACAUUUAGUUUCAGUCUUCGCAUGGGGUCCAGGCUAAAAUUAUCAUAUUUUUGGGAAAUUUGGACAAAAUGUUUAAAUCCUCAAUAUUUAUAGCAUACUAUUGGAUAAAUAAAUCCUAAAUCACCCUAUCGAAAAAAUUUUCAUUUAAAUCUGAUAAAGCACAAUCUAAAGGAGACUAUUAUUUCCCCACUGCCAAUUGUAAAGUCAUUUAAUUUUAGGAAAAUUUUAUUAGAAAUAUAUUACUUUAGUCUUUGUUUCCUUGAGUCUUCUCUGUUUCAUAUGGAGCAUCAACUACAAUUGAACAAAAGCAAGAAAUGGCCCUGUAAGAGUAGAAUGGUGUUUCAUCAGUAGAUACUUCAUUGGAACUCCUACUACAUGUAUGACAUUGUUCUAAACAUUAGAAACACAAAGAAGUAAAAGAUAAAAUGGAUUGCCCCCUGUCCUCAACAGACUAAAAAUCUGAGAAGACAAAGCAUUUUUCAUGUAGAGAAGUUCUUUGGUUGGAUGGGCUAAAACAAGGUGGGAUGUCAAGGUAGGGUGAUAUUCUUGACCAAUGUAAAUCAGGUGUCAUAAUAUGGUUAUUCAAGGAAAAGUCCUGGGCAGCAUGCAAUUGCCUCAUAUGCAUGCAAAAACUGGGCAAUAAAUAAGACCAAAGAAGAACUGAUGGCUUUGCAUUACAGUGUUGGUGAAGAAUAAGGAAUAAAGCAUGGACUGCUAGAAGAACGAACAAGCCUGUCUUGGAAGCUAUGAGUCAGAACCCACUUGAUGGCAACGGGUUUGGUUUUGGUUUUUUGGGUCUUGGAAGACGUAAAGCCAGAGUGCUCCUUGGAAACGAGGAUGUUGAGACUUUGUCUCAUGUACUUAAGAUGUAUUAUCAGGAGGGGCCAAUCCCUGGAAAAGGACAUCAUGCUUGGUAAGGUAGAGGGUCAGCAAAUAAGAGGAAGACCCUCAAUGAGAUGGAUUGACACAGUGGUUGCAACAAUGGGCUCAAACACAGCAACCACUGUGAGGAUGGUGCAGGACUGGGCAGUAUUUCGUUCUGUUGCACAGAACAACAGCAGCAUGUAAUAGUGGAAAGACUGAAGAGUCCAAAGUAUGAAACUUUAUUCCUAGGCUCUUGAAGCAUGGAGCUAUCCCAGAAAUAGUAAAGAGGAGGUAUAGGCUACUCUUUUCUUUCUGUCAAUUAGAUGUUCAAUUUAGUGCAUCUUUAUUGAAAGGAUAUUGUAUUCAUGAAAUUAGCUCAAAGUCAAAAUUGUAUUUAAAUUAACCAUUUGCAGGUUACUCUAGAUAAUACAGAAACUAAUAAGCCCCUCCCUGCCAUCUAGAAGUGUAGUAAACAAAAAACAAGCCAAAUCAGUUGCUGUCUAGUUGAGAUUAAGUAAGUAUGAAAAUUACUAAUACAGAGUAGGGUAAGGAUGAGUUCAAAGAAUGGGAGAUUAUGACUGUGGCAGAUUCUAUUUUCCAAAAACGGCUACAACAGCAGCCCCACGUGCUUUUCCAAAAUCUUGCCACACCCCCUAGAGGUGGAGUCUAUUUCUCCUCCCUUUGAACUUGAGCAGGUCUUCGUGGCUGCUCAAGUUCAUUGCAUAAAUGCAAUGCAGUGAAGGUGAUGUUGGGUAACUCCCAAGGACAUCCUUUGGCACCCAGCGACCAUGUUGUGAGGAAGCCCAGGCCACACGGGGAAGCCACCUGGAGGUAUUCACACGGACAGCUUCAGCUAAGGUCUCAACUGACAGCACUGAAUGCCAGACUUGUGUGUGAGCAAGCCUUCAGGUAAUUCAAGCCCACCCACACCCCCCAGCCUUGGAGCUACCCCAGCUGACUCCACGUGAACAAAGACCUGUGCAAGCCCUGCCUAAAUUGCCCCUCCCCCAGAUAUACACACGCAUAUUUUGCUCCCUUUUUGGACAAAGAUUUAAAUAUUAGAACAGCUCAUUGGAUUUGAUGACUACACAUCAUUAAUUACCUUUGAAAUGUUUCAGUAGCCAUUAGAAAUUAGAUUGCAAGGGUUUAACCUGUGAGUAUGAAGUUUGAGGGUCUACGAUGUAUGAAUUUCUUAGCUUUUUGUCCACGCCUGUAGGUAGAGAUUGUCUGUAUUUUACCUAUAUAGCUCAGUAAGAUUAAUUGCCCAAAGCCACACAAUCAGUAACCAAUAGAGGAAGAAUUAAAAUGCAGCGCUGCCUAAUUCAUACGACUCUGCUUUUGCUUACACUGUGCUGCCCAUGAGGGUAUAAACGGAGACUAUAGGGUCGCUGUAUGAGUCGGAAUCGACUCGACGGCAACGGGUUUGGUUUUUUGUUGUUUUUAGUGUAUAUGUCAUUAUUACAGUCAGGAAACGGCUUCAGGAAACAGUUCAACGGGAGGAGGCAUAAAAUCCUCUGUAUCUUGGAGGAGCAUAAGUUAACAGAUGAGAGUUCAUAAGCUAUUAACGAUACAUACUGUGUCAAGUUAAAAACAACAACAAGAAACAAACUCGAAAAGGUUACAAGAUGGAAGCAAAUAAAAAAGGCCGAUACGGUCACGCCUGCUCUCCAGGUAGCCCAGCUCCCGGUCUCGGAGGAGCCCCGGGCCCCGCGCUCCUCCAGGGUCUGGGGGCGCCAUUGGGGCUGCUGCAUUGGCCCCGGAUCCAGCGCCGCCCCCGCCUGGCAGGACCGCAUCUCGGCCUCCCCCGCAGGGGCGCCCAGGAAGCCAAGAUCGGACACGGCCAUUUCUUGACACUGAGUUUUGAAACGUGUCUCAAGAAAUGAAAAGCCUGGGCCACCACGGCCGUUUUGGAAGACGGAGACCUUCAAGGGCUCCAAUAAUCCCCAGCCGACUGAAACAAGCCAACCCGCAACGGGAAGCCGAGCCUCGGCC
Messenger RNA from Loxodonta africana (African savanna elephant), 8484 nucleotides. RefSeq names its product dehydrogenase E1 and transketolase domain containing 1 (gene DHTKD1). The record is from RefSeq and is a predicted model, not a curated record. Lineage: Eukaryota; Metazoa; Chordata; Mammalia; Proboscidea; Elephantidae. Gene Ontology annotation, molecular function: thiamine pyrophosphate binding; oxoglutarate dehydrogenase (succinyl-transferring) activity. Bases 628 to 3387 code for a protein of 919 amino acids. The transcript is spliced from 17 exons. Gene Ontology annotation, biological process: tricarboxylic acid cycle.